Molecule: messenger RNA, 4066 nt
Organism: Piliocolobus tephrosceles (Ugandan red Colobus)
Lineage: Eukaryota; Metazoa; Chordata; Mammalia; Primates; Cercopithecidae
Gene: HOMER1
Product: homer scaffold protein 1
Exons: 9
Coding region: 1364-2428 (354 amino acids)
Biological process (GO): G protein-coupled glutamate receptor signaling pathway
Molecular function (GO): G protein-coupled glutamate receptor binding
Source: RefSeq, a predicted model, not a curated record
CUGCCGCCGCGCUCGCCUCACGCCGGCGGCGCUGACUGGGAAAGCAGCACCCUCCGCUCUGCCAGCCGGCCGGUGCAGGCGGAGGCAGCGGCGGGCUUCAGGCCGCCGGGGCUGGCGCUGCUCUGCCCGGCGAGAGCCGGAGGCCGGCGGAGGCGGGCGCUGAUGGAAGUGUGAAGAGGCGGCGGCAGGGCCCGGGGAAUGUGAGGCGGCGCGUGGCGGCGGCGCGGAGCGUGAGAGACGAGGAGCAGGGGUGGGGGCGCUGGAGCGGCGGCUGCGCUUCGGCUUCGAGCCCAGCUCUCCUGGCCCCGACGCGGGCUUAGCCUCCCGCCUUGGCUCGGGCAGGCGCCCGUCGACCCUUCGGCCCCUUUCGCCCGCCCUGGAGCUGGGGGCAGGGCGCCAGUGGAAGCGUGGGGCUUGGCUCUGUGAUUCAUUCAUUCUCCGCCGACGGGAGCCUCAGAUCCGCUGUGCUCUGAAGAGAGGAGGGAAGAGGGGGCAGCCGCGAAUGAAGGGCCAGGCGCGAGCCGGGCUCCAUUGUGCUCGGCGGCGGGGGGCGGGAAGGGGCUGAGGGAGGUGGGAUCGGGCCCCCUCCUCCAGCUCCCCGGCGUGCGCUGCGCCCCCAGCCUGCUGACAGCCUGGAAAUGGCUCUGUUUAUUCUCCUCGGGAGAAUGAAUCGAUCCUGCCCAGCCUUCUCUUCCUCCUCCCCACCUCUUCUCUGCUCCGAGUCUUAGGAGAAGAAACAUUUAAAAAGACAGAUUCCAAUGUGGAGUGCCGUGCAGGUUGCGAGCUGCCGGGUUUGCACUUCGAGGAGAUUUUUCUAUGUAGUUUUUUUCCUAAUGUGAGCGCAGGGAAGCCGUGGCAUUACUGCUUUUGGGAUUUUUAUUCACGUGCACGUCGCGUUUGGUUGCUCGCUCCACCCCCGGGGACCUGGUGUGGUGGAGAAAUUUGAACCCGCAGCCUUAGCUCUGAAAAGGCCGAGUUACCUGGCUCUCCCUGAGUGUCGAGGAGGACAUGAGUGAAAUGACCAGCGAACUCAUUUUUUAUAGGACUCGGUGAAGCCAGAUUCUGCAUUUUCCUACUUGUAGACUCAUUUUGUGGAAUUGAAUUGAUCGCUGUCUCCUCCGCAAAGCGUUUUAACUCGAAUAAGCAAAUGCCGCCUCUGUUUGAACGUUUUGGUGUUUACAAGAGAGAAGUCAUUUUACCUAAGAGAACUAAUUGAAUUGGCAGCAUCCUUGAAAUACCUCCGGACAAGGAUCUGGGGGUGGGGGUGGAAAAGCAACUGCGAAAUAGCAGACGGAGAAAUUCCUUUGGAAGUUAUUCCGUAGCAUAAGAGCUGAAACUUCAGAGCAAGUUUUCAUUGGGCAAAAUGGGGGAACAACCUAUCUUCAGCACUCGAGCUCAUGUCUUCCAGAUUGACCCAAACACAAAGAAGAACUGGGUACCCACCAGCAAGCAUGCAGUUACUGUGUCUUAUUUCUAUGACAGCACAAGAAAUGUGUAUAGGAUAAUCAGUUUAGAUGGCUCAAAGGCAAUAAUAAAUAGUACCAUCACCCCAAACAUGACAUUUACUAAAACAUCUCAGAAGUUUGGCCAGUGGGCUGAUAGCCGGGCAAACACCGUUUAUGGAUUGGGAUUCUCCUCUGAGCAUCAUCUUUCGAAAUUUGCAGAGAAGUUUCAGGAAUUUAAAGAAGCUGCUCGACUAGCAAAGGAAAAAUCACAAGAAAAGAUGGAACUUACCAGUACACCUUCACAGGAAUCUGCAGGUGGGGAUCUUCAGUCUCCUUUAACACCAGAAAGUAUCAACGGGACAGACGAUGAAAGAACACCUGAUGUGACACAGAACUCAGAGCCAAGGGCUGAACCAACUCAGAAUGCAUUGCCAUUUUCACAUAGUUCAGCAAUCAGCAAACAUUGGGAGGCUGAACUGGCUACCCUCAAAGGAAAUAAUGCCAAACUCACUGCAGCCCUGCUGGAGUCCACUGCCAAUGUGAAACAAUGGAAACAGCAACUUGCUGCCUAUCAAGAGGAAGCAGAACGUCUGCACAAGCGGGUGACUGAACUUGAAUGUGUUAGUAGCCAAGCAAACGCAGUACAUACUCAUAAGACAGAAUUAAAUCAGACAAUACAAGAACUGGAAGAGACACUGAAAGUGAAGGAAGAGGAAAUAGAAAGAUUAAAACAAGAAAUUGAUAAUGCCAGAGAACUACAAGAACAGAGGGACUCUUUGACUCAGAAACUACAGGAAGUAGAAAUUCGGAACAAAGACCUGGAGGGACAACUGUCUGACUUAGAGCAACGUCUGGAGAAAAGUCAGAAUGAACAAGAAGCUUUUCGCAAUAACCUGAAGACACUCUUAGAAAUUCUGGAUGGAAAAAUAUUUGAACUAACAGAAUUACGAGAUAACUUGGCCAAGCUACUAGAAUGCAGCUAAGGAAAGUGAAAUUUCAGUGCCAAUUAAUUAAAAGAUACACUGUCUCUCUUCAUAGGACUGUUUAGGCUCUGCAUCAAGAUUGCACAAAAAAAAAAAAAAAAUUGAAUAUCACUCCUCCAGGAGGAGGAUCUUUUGAAAAUUGGAAUUGUAUAUUUCACUGUAAAUUUUAGAAUCCAGCUUGUAGCUAGUUGGGGAAAAAAGAGAUGAAAAACUUGAACUACAAAUUACCUCCAUGUAUAUUAUUGGCCAUAGUUAACUGAAAGUUAUAAAUAGACACUUAAUGCAAUCUUUUUUCCUGAUAUUAGCCAAUGGGAGAAUUAACAAUGUCUGGGUCACAUCCCCUUUUUGUGUUCAACACAGUGAAGAUUAUCUGCUUUUUAAAUUAAUUUAUUUACGAUAUCUAGAGCUGUGUUUUGUGCAAAAACUUAGUGAUGAAAGCCUGUCUUUUGUUGUAAUCUGAAUAAUUUCUCAGGAUAUUUUUGCACUGCUGAGAAGCAGUGCCAUUACCAAUUAAUUCUUGCCAGGAGUGAGAGAGAGCUGUAUCUUUAAUUGAAAUAUACUAUAACUGGGUGUAUAGAGUUCUUCCCUUUUUUGUGCUGGAAGAUAUUUCACUCUGGUGACUACUCUGGUACACUCUGAUGUUCUCUAACCUUGUCUGUUGUAUAGUUUACUUUUCCAUAUUGAUUCCAUGUAUUUAUGAGAAGAUACUGUCUCCCAUUUUAUUACACAUUUUAAAGCCAACUAACGAAGGCAGCUGAGUCCCUCAGAAAUUUUUCUUUUUAAAUUUCUAAUAAAUUUGACACACAGUACUGAAAUACAGCAGCCCGUCAUUGACGGUCUGGUCUAGCAAUGUUAAGUAUAUUUACAGAAUAUGCAGUUACAUUUAUUUAUAUAUUUUGCAAGAAAUCUUUUCUGAAUGAUCAAUGCAUUUCAAUUUACGAAUAAUAAUGGUUAUUGGGGAACUGUUUAUUAUAGAUAAUUUUAAGGUGUAUAGCUAUUUUAAAGGGGAUCCAUUUACAUCAAACAGCUGAUCAGAGGACUAUCUAAAUUGUGAUCGUGGCAGAUAGAGAUGGAGUUGUGUGCUCUAUCUGGCUCUACACAUCAAUCACAUCUUGAUUCAAACCUCACAAGGCAAUAUUCUGAACUGUUAACUAGGUAUUUCAAAACAGGAAUUAAAUUCAAUAGGCUCUUCUCAGUGAACAGGUUUUAAUGUUGUUUUGAUGUAAUUUUAAAAGACUUUUAGCAAACAUGCAUUUCUUUAUAUGAUAUAUUUCUUUUAUGAAGCUAUUUUAAAAGUAAGCCAAGUGCUGUCUAGUCUGCUUAUAAAGUAGGAAUUGCAUCAGAGUACAUAUAUUCUUGCUGUACAAUGCCUGUGAUGUUGAGGAGGGUUCUUUUCUAAAGUGUAUGCUUGAGUAUCUGACUCUCUGGAGUCUAUAAAUGCACUGACUUCUUGUUUGUACCCCAAAAUGAUCGAAUUGUUAAGUACAAAAUUAAGCUAAUUAACCAAUUUGUAACCAUUUUUUCACUCAUAAACAGCUACUCAAUACUAGACAAUUUUGUUUUUUAUGUAUGUGUAUGUACGUAAAUACAUACAUAUUAAUUUACAUUAGAGUGAAAAAUAAAUGGUUUGUUUCUGAA